Messenger RNA from Tripterygium wilfordii, 4762 nucleotides. Its product is annotated as DEAD-box ATP-dependent RNA helicase 52-like. Gene Ontology annotation, cellular component: nucleus. The transcript is spliced from 9 exons. Lineage: Eukaryota; Viridiplantae; Streptophyta; Magnoliopsida; Celastrales; Celastraceae. Bases 2661 to 4412 code for a protein of 583 amino acids. Gene Ontology annotation, molecular function: RNA binding; RNA helicase activity; ATP binding. The record is from RefSeq and is a predicted model, not a curated record.
GGCCUGGGUUGGGCUUGGGCUGUCCAUGAUGGCAAAUGGGCUCGUUACUACAGAAGCCCCUUAGCAGUGGACUUGCGGCCUUCAGUGAGCCCAGCCCUCUUCACCACCUUCAUCUGUUCUUCUAUCACUGACGCGAAGUCGAAGGCUCGAAGCACGGUUUCUGAGUUUCUCUCUCGUUUUCAGAAUUCAACAAGAUGGGUCUUUUGUUCAGGGGCUAGAGAGUUUGAGAGUCUGGUCGUUCCAAGCAUUGCUAGAGUCUGGCUGUUUCUUAGAUUUCUUGUUCCGAUUAUAUAUAGUUUUGUCACAUAACUUGUCCGCUUAUUUCGUGGAACUAAUGUGUUAUUUACAAUUCCAUCAUCUGUCUAAUUUGAGAUUGAUAUCACACAGCAAAGGAAAACUUUGAGUUGGCUUUAGAGGCUGACAACUCCAAUACCAAUACCCAUGCAAGGUAUUGGCUCGCCAAAUUGCAUUUGAAAUACCAUGUCUCUGGGGGAUGUAAAGCUAUAGGAGCUGCAUUAUUAGUGGAAGCUUCAGAUAUGGGUGACCCAGAUGCGCAGUAUGAAUUGGGUUCUCGUAUGAGAGUGGAGGUGAGUCCAUGCUCAACAUUACAUCUAGCUUCUGUUCACUGGUUUUUAUUGGAAGCCGAAAAGUUAGUUCCUCGAAGCCUAUUAAGAUCCACUUAACAAUGUUUGAGUGUGCAGCUUUAUCUUGACCAUCUUUUCCUUUUCAAAACUAAGUUUAUCUUGAGUGCCUUACAUUACAUGUGUGUGUCAAUGAAAAGACUGAAAAAAAAAAUAUGAGAAAAUUAUCCGGACUUUCUGUAAUUUCUUGAAAUUACUUUCCCUUUUUAAUAUGAAUAGAAUUUAUGUUGAAACUGGUAUUAGUUCAGUAGUUUGAGAUUACCAUUCCUGUUUACUUGUUAAUUUGUGAUGCCAUUCAACAGUUGUUUUUGUAUAUUUUUGCACAAACUUUACAUAUUAUGACUGGAUUUAUGAUCAGCUUUAUAAUGUUGCUUCAAAGGGUAAUCAGCGAAGUUUCAUUUACUGCCAAAACCAGCAGACAAGGUAAUGUUGUUGCAUUCAGGCUUUUAGGCAAUAGUUAAUUAGGAUAUAUUCAAUGCUUUGUAGCCAGUGGUGAAUGCACCUGUUGUAGGCGAUAAGCAAGGAUCUAAUAAAGCUUACUACAGUACAAUGAGAUAGGCAACAAUCUUUGCCCUGAUUUUAUUCUAUGCAACUUCCAUUCCAUUCCAGUCCAUUCAUUUUAACAUGCCAGUCUCUCAUUUCAUCUCCACCAGAUUCUUUGACUCUUCUUUUUCUCUCUCGUGAAAGAGAGUACAAUUUGAAACUGUGCUGCUAUGGUAUUAUGUUCAGUAUGCUGAUUACAGCUUUUUGUUCAAUUAUAUGGUCUGGCUAUUGGAUAGAAUGAUUAUGUCGAUCAGAUCUACAAGCUUUCUAUUAUUUGGAGAAGGCAGUUGACCAGCUGCAUCCGGAUGCUCUUUAUCUUCUAGGUGCUGUAUAUUUGACUGGUGAUUGUGUGAAACAAGAUCUUGCUGCAGCUCUAUGGUGUUUUCGUAGGGCAUCAGAGAAGGCAGGGGACAUGCUGAUGCAGCCAUAGCAUAUGGAUCGCUUCUUCUUAGAGGUUUGGUAGCCUGACUUUGUAUGCUUAUCUUUUGAGCAAGAAUAGAAACUUUUUGAGAUUCCCAUAACAAAUCUUCCUUACCCCAUUCCUGCUGAGUCAUCAUCUUGAUUAAAAAAUGAAAGCUUGAGCUUGGUUAUCUUGUGUAUAAUUUAGUGGUAUAUUAGUUAGAUAACAUUUUGCAUUUUCCAUCUGUGACUAGGAUAUGGAAGGUAAGCCACUUCAACUUGGUCAGUUCAAGAUUUUAAUUUGUCUUAUGAAAUUUAUGUGCUAUCAUUAUAAGCAAAACAGGGCAGUAAGUCUGUCUGCUUAUCAGUAAUAGUUAUGUCAUCACACGAUUUCAGCUCCAGCUGCUAUUCCCUGCCUUGUUACUUGAGAAGUGGUCUAAGAAAGAGUUAUGAGUAGGUGGUGGUUGGGGAAGACUCGGAUCACUGCAUUUGGCGUGGGUGAUAUUUGCAUAUACGUUACAAUAAUUACUUAUAAUAUAAUCAUCAAUCAAGUAUUAACUAUCCUAAUUAUCAACAAUUCGCCGCACAAAAUUAAAGUUGCUCUCCAGCCCCAUAAAUAUUCCCCUAUCAGUUUAACUUUUAAUACAACCAAUAAUCACCUGCCACAUCAGCACCUCGAAUAUAUAUUUCUUAACAAGUCAUGAUCCCCUGCAGCCAUAUCUAUAUCUUGUGUCUUACAACCUUGAUCCUAACUCUUCCACGUGAUCAAAACUAGGAGAUUUAGUUGAUGUAAUACGACAAAAGAGAGGGCUAAUUUCGUCAAACAACAAUCUCAGGUGCUCUCCCACCACGUCGGAAAGGCCUUCUUCCUCCUCGGCAAUCGUUUUAAAGGCAAAGGCAGGCAGCCCCACACCUUUAUCGUAUAUAUAUACACACAGACUGUCACUCUUUAUUUUCUCACACAGGCCCACAACGUCUCUUCGUUUUCACCUGCUUCCGCUGCCCUCCGUUUUGUUGAGUAGCGCCUGUACGUGGUCCCUUUCACCUGUAGAAAAAAAGCACAAAAAGGUACUGAUAAUGGCUUGGGUCCCUCGCACUGUCGAUUCAGACCGUCGCCCCACGCGACCCAACUACGUCCCACCGCCUUUCAGAGCCCACAACAGUGGCUCUGACUCGUUUGCGUUUUCUGAUGAGUCAGCUCGGCAUCAACUGGGUCGAAAUGGGGCAAGUUACGGUCGCGGACGUGGACGUGGAGGUCGGCGUGGACGUGGGUGGAACCACCUUAGAGGACCCUUUAACCAGAAUCAAAACAGGGAAGACCCAUUUAACGAUUUAUCUGAGAAAUUUGACGAGCUGGAGGUUAGUGGAGAAGGUAUCACAAAUGGGUCAUCGGACACUGCAAUCAACUUCGAUGCAUAUGAGGAUAUCCCAGUGGAGGCGAGUGGCUCGGACGUGCCUCCAGCGGUCGAUACAUUUGCUGAUAUCGACCUUGGAGAUGCUUUGAACCGAAACAUAAAGCGUUGCAAGUAUGUGAGACCCACUCCAAUCCAGCGCCAUGCGAUACCCAUAGCGGUCGCCGGGCGUGACUUGAUGGCCUGCGCUCAGACCGGGUCUGGUAAGACAGCUGCGUUCUGCUUCCCUAUCAUCAGCGGGAUUCUGAAGAAUCAGGGUAUGGUGUUGGGUCGUUGGAACCAGGUUGCAUACCCUACUGCUCUCAUUUUGUCACCGACCAGAGAGCUGGCGAGUCAGGUGAUACAAGAUGAGGCUAAGAAGUUUGCUUAUGAAACUUCGAUUAAGAUUGCUGUUGUUUAUGGAGGAGCACCCAUCAUGCAGCAGUUUCGCAACCUAGAUAAAGGUGUUGACAUCUUGGUUGCUGCCCCUGGGCGCUUAAUUGAUAUGGUUGAGAGAGGAAAGGUUUCUUUUAAAAUGGUUAAAUACCUGGUUUUAGACGAGGCUGACAGAAUGUUAGAUAUGGGUUUUGAGCCUCAGAUUCGCAAAAUUGUCCAGCAAAUGGGCAUGCCUCCCCCUGGUUCAAGGCAGACAUUGCUUUUCAGUGCAACCUUUCCUGAAGAAAUUCAGAGGCUUGCAUCUGAUUUUCUUUCAAACUACAUAUUUCUGACUGUUGGAAGGGUUGGCUCGAGUACUAAUUUGAUUGCACAAAAGGUUGAAUUAGUUGAGGAUCCAGACAAAAGGGCCCAUCUUAUAAAACUUCUUCAAACCGAAAGGGAAAAUGGGAGCAAUGGCAAGGCUUUAACCCUUGUUUUUGUGGAGACAAAGAAGGGAGCUGAUUCACUUGAGCAUUGGCUGUUGAAGAAUGGUCUUCCAGCAAUAGCAAUUCAUGGUGAUAAGAUUCAAAUGGAGAGAGAACAUGCUUUGAGAUCAUUCAAGAGUGGCGCGACUCCAAUUCUGGUGGCUACAGAUGUUGCUUCAAGAGGUCUAGAUAUUCCUCAUGUUGCACAUGUGAUCAAUUUUGACUUACCCCAAGACAUAGAUGGCUAUGUCCACAGGAUUGGCCGAACUGGUCGUGCUGGUAAAUCUGGUGUAGCAACUGCCUUCUUCGCUGAGAAGAAUAUGGCACUAGCGAAGGCCCUUGCAGAGCUAAUGAAGGAAUCAAACCAAGAAGUUCCUGCUUGGCUUACCGAAUAUGCUGCGAGUCCAUUCUAUGGUGGUGGCAGCAGUCGAUCCAAUCGAUCUGGAAGAUAUGGUGGCAGCUCAUUUGGUGGAUAUGAUUUUCGAACUGAGAAUCAAUACGAUUCAUACACAUACACUGAACCAGAGUCUUUCAGCACUUUUGGUCACGAAUCUGUGGUCGCUACUGGCUGGGAGUAGGUGGAUUCGUCUCAAUGAAUCUCUGUUUCUUAUCCUCCUAGGCGGCAUUAGUUUAAGAUACAAAUGGUCUGCUGAAGACUUAGUUACCAGACAAACAGCUGCUGAAGAAAAACUUACAGAUUACCAUACAAUGCUUUCACAGUUUGCAUCUAGAUGAUGCUCUCUUUACAAGUAUUUGAAGCUUUCACAGGUUUUGAUUAUAUGGGGAGAUGAUUUUUUUGCAAGCCCCUCUUUUUUAGGUUGAUUGAAAGCCCUUUGAUUGGAGGCUCCUUUUUAGUUAUUUAAUUAUCAAGACUGAAUUGAAGUUAUAUGAAUUUGAGGAGGAUUGGCUCUACAUGGAAGUUAUAUUU